Cinara cedri is the source of this 10106-nucleotide messenger RNA. Lineage: Eukaryota; Metazoa; Arthropoda; Insecta; Hemiptera; Aphididae. The record is from the annotation of a GenBank genome assembly.
GUCUCUGUCGCGUUCCGCCAUCGGCACAACUGCAAACACGGAUGGAUCCGUUAGAUUUUCGCGUUUAAUCCCGCACACGAGACGGUCGCGAGAAGAACUGCACUUUGCGUGUUUCGCAAAACGACAAAAAAAUCCUCUCGUGCAUACGGCGGUUUUUUCAAUCGACGAUUUUUAUUUAUUUUUCCGAUCCGAGCGGUUUGAUGCCUGCUCGUCAUCACUGCAGCAGCACCCAUGAAUAUACUGACGGUUUUCUUUUGUUACAUCACCGUGACCUGCGACACCGAUUUGGGGCCGCAGAGCCCGGCGCCCGCUGUAAACGCUCCGAACUCAAAAAAAGACGCCACGCAGCCGACCACGGGCACUGACAACCGGAUAUCCGUCAGGCAGACCGCAACGUAUCCGACCCGGUACGAUUACAUGGACGUGGACGCCGUCAUGUCCAACGAGCGGAUGAUCAAAAUGCUGUUUAAUUGCGUCAUGGGCCGAGGACGAUGUACCAGAGAGGGUUUGGAACUCAAAAGUAAGUACAAGAGUAUUUAUUACGACGAUUGCCGCGAUGUUUUAAGAUUUUGUGAUUCCCCAUGUUAAUAUUCUGUUCGUUAUAACAACGAAUACCUACCCAUAAUGUAAACUGAACUAUACAGAAUGAAUAAGCCUGGCUCGGCAAUUUGUAGGCAUUUUGAUACUGCCUGUUACCCAGUAUCAUUAUAAUUAUUUUUCUGACUAAUAGUGGGACACUUUUUACAGUUUCAAAUAAUUAUGUGGCGAUGCCUUUUUGGAUUUAUAUAUAUAGAACUAUAAAAUGCUUAGCAAUUCAUUUUAAUUUUAUGUACCUAAUAUUCAUGUUCGAUGGUAAAGUUUAAUAACGUACACAUUCGUUUUUUGUGAAAGUAUAGGAGAAAAAGCUGGGGACUAUUUAAAAAUCUACGCUAUACACGGUUUUAAAAAUCGGGACAUUUUCCCCUGAUGUGGGACGUCUAGUCUAUCAAGUAUCACGCACGUGAUUUUGAUUAAUGCAUCACUCGUGUACGAUAUGUUAUCGGAUAGAUCAUCGGAAAUUAUUAUUAAUCAGUUAGCGUCACACUUCAGUUAUUUACGAAACUGUCAUCCACUGCAACGUAAAUUUUAUUUAAGUUAUCUUUUAAUCUUUGUAUGUGACGUUGGUAAAGAUAUCUAUUGACGGAUAUGUGAUCGAGAACGUGAUUCUAAUUUUUAUACUCGUUUUUCAAUUUUGUAGCUGACAGGCAAACCGAUGGCUAUAUAUGAACUGUGCAUAAGAGUACAUAUAUAUUUAAAAAAAACUAGUUUUUUCAAUUUAAUUAUUGUAAUUAUAUUCUGUUGCAGUAUACCUGAUGUUUAUCAUUUUUGUUAUACUAUUUAGAUACUCAAUUAAAUUUUACUGAAUAAUACUUAUACAUUGGUGCGCAAUAUCGUGUAAUUUUUUCUUGUGCCAUUCGGUUAAAAUCUUACAUAGUUUUAUUUAUAUCAUAUUUGUGUAUAUAUAUACAUUACGAAUAAGUACAGUUAAAAAAGACGUCCUAGGAUAAUGGAGACGGGUGUAGCCACUGUUAUAGGUAAUUUAAUGUAUACCUGUAAGCAACGAUAAACUGAUACUAAUAAAAAAACGAUUCUGAGAGCAGUUCAGUUGAUAGUGAUGCUUUUUCAACAAUAUUUAUGCCAUAUUAUGGUAAAAUAAUUAAAUAGGAAUAAUAUAUUUUCUUUAAAAAUAUUAUUUUAAUAUUGUACCGAUUUUCCCAUGUUUUUCCCGAUUUUUCACAUUUAUUGGGAAAACUUCUGCGAAAAUUGAAAAAUAACCUUCUUAAAGUAUUUCCCUAAUCAGAUUUUCUUUGAGAAAAAGUGCUAUUAUUUUAAAUUAUAGCGAAAUUGCUGGUGGAAAAGUUCUACAUAGAAAAAAAAAAGUCAUAAUAUUUUUUUACUAAUACUUUACGUAAAUUUUCCAUUUUUCCGACAAUUUAUUCCGGUUUUUCCCAAAUAUUAUAAAAAACGCUUGAAAAAUCAAUAAACAACUUCUUUAAAUUAUCAAGGAGAUAAUAUUUCCUUUUAGAAAAUAAGCUACACUUGAUACAUCGGAACACGAUUUAGAUAGAAAAUUUGUACAAUAAAUCGAGGGAUAUUUUUCGAUUAAGAUAGCCCGAGGGAACGAUGGCUCGGGUCUCUAGGUACAUCCAAAAUGCAUUUGAUUUUUCUUUGAUUAGGUAAAAGGGGAAAAAAAUGUAAACAAUUUUUAUUUUCGUCACAAUGAUUUGAACUCGGAAACCCCUUGGAUGAUAAUAGGUAUAAAUAACCAUUAGAUCACGACGAAUAAGCUUUAAGAAGGACAAUAUCGAGCUCUUUAACAUAACAUAUAAUAUCUGCAUAAUAUCAGAACUUUAAAAAGCUAUAAUUUCAAAACUUAGCCGGUCCGCUUAAUUCUGACUUCACCAUCGUUGUUAAAUAGACAAUAUACAUAUUUUCAAAACAAAAUAUCGAAAAAUUAGAUUUGUUUCACGUAAUUUUUUACUCAAACAAUUUUCGUCAAAACUUAGUAUCAAAAUUUCGUUAUAAAUACAAAUACUACAUUAAACUCAAGUUAUUUUUUUUUUAACACAAAGCAAGAUUUAAUAAACUUCUUGUUAAAUUUUCAAGCAGUUUUGUCAAGUCUAAUAAUUUCACCACACAGUACCUACCGAAUAAAAAUUUCUUACAAAACUCUUGAAAUUAAAAUGUCUAUAAAUAUCUCAAAAAAGGCUUAAAUUUUGAAAAUUUUACCACGUCUAGAAAAGGAAAAUCUAUAUUUUCUAUCCAAAUUUCAAGUCUCUACGAAUAUUUCUAACUGAAUUACAACAAAUAACAAAAUGAAUAAAAUAAUAAAAUCAUUCAUUUCGUACAUUUCCCGUUUUUCUUACGUUUUAUCCGGUUUUUUCCCAGAUAUUAUGAAAACCACUUGAAAAAUCAAAAAAUGAUCUCCUAAAAGUACCAUCUGGACAACAUUCCUUUUCAGAAAUGGUGCCACGCGUAUAUAUCUUAUGGUCAAAGUUUUGUACACAGGAUAAAAAAAAUAAAACAAAACAUCUUAGUAAAGCCAAAACAUACUUCACUACACUCAGAAUCUAUAAUCGAAAGGGGAAUAAAAUAAUAAUUGGACAUUUUUAAUUUUGGGAUAAUUAUUGGUAUAAUUAAGAAGAAGAUAAUACUUAUAAUCAGAUCUUUUCUUACAGAUAUACAUUAAAUUCCCCUCUAUAUCCUAAUUUUCCAACUUCUCAUCUACAACAAUGGUCCACCCAAGUAUAACUAUAAAUCUUCUACAUUUUUAUAUGUUAAUUAAUAAUUACAUACAAAUGUACUCUAGUUUAUUUGGUAUCUAAUUAAUUGUAAAUAACAUUUCACAACUAACUGUGAUUUACUUUAGUAUUUUUCUUUUUAGGACAACAUUCUUCUUUAUUAGAUAUUUUUCUCUGCGAAUCCAAGGCAAUACAUAAAAGUUUAUACUGGAGUUCUAACACAGUUUAUAAACAAACAUGAGUAGAUUUUAAUGCAUUUUUUUUUGGUAAUCACUAAAUUGUUUAUAGAGCUAAACGCACGUUCACACUCACUUGAUGAAAUUGCAAUUGUCUAAAUGGUGGUUAACAGGGGUUCAGAUCCAAUAUUAUUCAAUAUUAUUUUAACAAAAUAAAAGUUCCUUCCUCUCAUCCUAAUCAAAAUAAUUUGAAGGGCUACUCUCAAAAUAAGAAAAAAUUUUAAGAGGAGACCUUCUACGUCCUUCUACUAGUCAAGCACAAGUUUGUAACUUAUAAGUAUAUUCUUGAAUUUUAUUAUUCUUGCCCUCACGUCUAAUACCUUUUCUUCAUUUACUUUUUAUUUCAUCAUGUAUCUUCUUGUUUUGACUGUGUAUCUUUGGAUGUAUGUUUACAAUUAGCUCACCAAACUUUUAGACAUCUGAUUUUUCCUUUAAUAUUUCUAUAAAAGUAUAUUAAACUGUUAUUCUUACCUAUUUUAGAUUUUAAGUGUAGCGAAGAAUGUAUUGGUUUUUCUAAGAUUUUUUUUUUUUUAUACUUGUACAAAAAUUCAACCAUAAAUCUUGAUCAGAUAUAUUCGCACGGCAUCAUUUUGAAAGGUCCAGGUGGUAUUUUUAGAAUUUCCAAGCGGUUUUCAUAAUUUCUGGGAAAAACAAGGAUAAAACGUAAGAAUAACGAGCAAUUUACAAAAAUAAUGCUUUUAUUAUUUUUAAAUUUUGUUAUUUGUUAUUUGUUGUAAUUCGGUUAUAAAUAUUCGUAGAGACUUGAAAUUUGGAUAGAAAAUCUAGAUUUGCCUUUUCUAGACGUGGUAACAUUUUCAAACAAUGUAAGCAAUUCUUAAGAUAUUUAUAGACAUUUUAAUUCGGAAAUUUCAAUUUUACCAAACACUACGUGUGGUAAAAUUUUUAUACUUGACAAAAAUGCUUAAAACAGGAGGUUCAUUAAAAGUCAGACAUAAUGGUUAAAAAAAAAAAAAUUGAGUUUAAUGUAGUAUUUUUUUUAUAAAAUAAUUGUAUAAUCAAAUAUUGACGAAAAUAAAUUGUGGAAAAAAUUAUGUGGAAAAAAUGUAGUUUUUCAAAUAUUUUACUUUGAAGAUAUAUAUACGAAUAUUGCCGAUUUAAGAACGACGGUGAAGUCAAAAUUGAGCAGACUGACUAAGUUUCGAAAUUUGAAGUUCUGAUAUUAUGCGGAAAUUAUAUGAUAUGUUAAAUAACUCUAUAUUGUCUACAAUAACGUAUGUCUAUCGUAGUCUAAUGGUACUUCAAGCCCAUUGGUGUCCUAGGUAUCGCACCCGUGAAUUGGAAAAUAUUUUUUACAUUAUUUAUUAUUUCGUUUUUACUUAAACAGGAGAAAAACAAUUGCAUUUUAAGUGUAGAGACCCCGCUAUUGCUUUUUCGGACUAUUUUAAUCGAAAAUACCUCUCGAUUUGUUGUGCAAACUUCUACCAGAAAUCUUGUUCCGAUGUAUCAAGUAUAGCAUUUUUUCUGAAAUGAAAUUAUAUCUACGUGGUUCCUUAAGGAGUUCAAUUUUCGAUAUUUCCAAUAAAUAAGAAAAACGGAAAAAUGUACGAAAUAUAUUAGUAAAAUAUUAUGAUUUUUUUUUAUGGACAAGUUUUCUACCAGCACUUAUGCUCCGAUUCAAAAUUAUAAUUUUUUCUGAAAGGAAAUCUAACUGAAAAAGUACUUUAGAGAGGUAAUUUUUCGAUUUUCUAAGGAGUUUUCUCAUCAAUUGUGAAAAACCGGGAAAAACAUGGGAAAAACGGGAAAAUCGCUACAAUAUUGAACAAAUAAUAUAUAAUGCCUAUUUGAUUAUUUUAUCAUAAUAUGAUAUAUAUAUUGUUGACAAAGUAUCACUAUCAACUGAACUGUGCUCAGAAUCGUUUUUUCUUUAGUUAUGGUUUAUCGUUGCUUACAGGUAUACAUUAAAUUCCCGUCUAUAUCCUACCUUUCCAACUUCCUACCUACAACAGUGAUUGCACCCACGUGCGAAGUAUGUCAGUAUUUUUUUCUUUUAUAACCACUACUCAUUUUUUUUAAGAAUUAUUCAUCAGUACAUUAUAAGACUUGUAGUAAACAAUUAUUAUUGUUGAAUAUAUCAGUAGUUAUAUCACUAUUUGUUUAUAUUAUAUACAUGUAUAUUUUUUUUAUGUUAAAUGCGUAGGUGUUUGAUAAUUGGAAUAUUAUUAUAGUACUUAAAUUUCAACCUAAGAUACGUGAAGGUUUGAAUGUGCACACUUUUACUUAAUCUAAUUUCAUUGAAAUACGAUGAAGGUCAGUCGGCAAACUAUUAUUAAGAUAUAAUAUUUUUGUAAAUUUUCUAAAGAAUACGAAAACGGUUUAACAUAUCUAGGAUUUCGUAAAUUAAGUUUAAAUUUUUAUUUAUAAAAUCAUGGUUUUUUCGAUUAUCGAUAUUCGAUUAAAGUACAAAAAAUAAAAUUUCAGAAAGUGGAAAAUUUUAAAAAAAUGUGUCAAUUAAAGUAUUAUCAGUCUAUGAGGUUUAUAUGGAAAAAUCUGAGCAUUUUUGUAUCUUAAAGUUUUUUCUGAGAAAAACAUUGUACUGCUUAUUCUUUUCAUAUUGUUGUACAAAACUAUUAAAGAGGGCGCAGUAACCAACAUUCUAUGUUUUAUGUAUGGUUUCAAGACGUGCGAUACUAAUUUUGUGAAAUUUCCAANAAAAAAAAAAAAAAAAUACGGCACUUCAAAUUAUGUAUUACCGAAUUCUGCUUGGAAUCGUCUUUCGUUAAGCAAUGGUUUAUCGUUGCUUACAGAUAUAAAUAAAAUAACCUUAUGUAUCCUACCUUUCCAACUUCUCACCUACAACAUUGGUUGCUCCCAUCCCCAAUAUCAGUUCUUUUUUAGAUACUUGUUGUAUCAUACAUACAUUGGUACUCAAAAGCGACCAUUUCAAAAAUCUAGGACGCUACGCGGUAGACUAAAUUAUAUAUAUUAUUUAUAACUACUUAUUGCACAGUAUUUACCAGGUUUUUAAUAAUGAAAAAUAAUUAAAAAUAAAACCAACAUUGUUUACGGGUACGUUUAGUCCCGUUUCUAGGAGUAUGUCUCCUUUCGUUUCUCUCUAAAUGUAGACGCAUACCAAUAAGCGUUCUACAACAAAUAUAGGCGGUAUGUAUGAUUACUUAUGUAACUUUAAUAAAUAAAAAUACAUUUAAAAAAUAAAUGUGUACUAAAAAUCUCGUAAAAUUAACCUCUUCAUAAACGUGUACGUGUAAAUUUUAUAAAAAUUCACGAAUAUGAUAACAUGUAACUGAACAGUAUUAUGCAUAUUUCCACAAGUGAAGUAUAGGUUGUACUAGUGUACCUACCUACAACUUGACAUUAUUAUUGCUACACGCUCACAGUACUAUACAAUGACUGGUUAGGUUAAUCGUUAAGGUUAUUUAUGGACUAAUGAUUUUUUUAUAAUAUUGAACAAAAAAGAUGGCUACAAAAUACACAAUUAUUCAUGUUCACUAAUAUACCGAUUAUUGGCAGACAGCCAAAAGAAAAUAAAAGUAGUAAAGUAGUAAAUAUAAACAAAUACAAAACUUGAUAUAGUGAAGUGUUAAACAUAAUGUUGUGGAAAAUAAAUAUUUUUAUUAUUAAUGCCUUAGAGUUUUCCGUUUUUUUUUUUUACAUUUUUUCCGAUUUAUCUUAAUUCAUAUGAAAACAAUUCAAAAAAUAAAAAACUUUUUUUCUUACAAAUUAACUAGAUAAUAUUUUCUUUUAGAAAAGAUGCUACUUCUGUAAAUUUGAAUAAGAUUUAUGAUAAAAAAUAAUGUUCAUAGACAGAUGAAAAAAUCAAACAUCAAAGCAAAACCAAUACAUUUCUCGUCCCACUUUUAUUCAUUAAUUUGUAACUACAAAAUAAAUUAAAAUUGUCUAAUAUUUUUAUCUUAAAUUAUUAACCAUUUUCAUGGAGUCAAAAAAGCUUUAUGUGGAUAAAUAAAGUAAAAUAUAGUAAACAAAAUGUCUUUUUUUAUGAUUUUUAUUUAAAUUUCAACUUUUAACGUUCAUAUAGUAUUUUUAAUAAAAAAAUAAUUUUGUCUACAUAAAACCAAAUAAAAGCUCGAAAAUUUUAAAUGAUAAUAUAAAGCUCAAAAAUGGACAACAUUUUAUUACUUCUAGAAAGUAUUAAUGUAAGUACUAAGACGGAAAAUGUCAUGGUUUUAACGAGUGGUUUGAGUGAAAUCCUUUGAAUUUCAACCUUUUAAGGAUGGAAGACACUUGAUAUAUGGUUUUAUAAUUAAAAUUAGAUAUUGUUGUUUAUUUAUAAGUUACUUUGAUUACACAUCUGAAAAAAACCAGUUAUUAAUAUUUAUUUUGUCACUAGCAAGACAUAGAUUACGAUAGUACCUACUCAGGGAGACGGGGACUAUGAUUAUAGUAAAAAAUAUUUAAAAAAAUAAUGCAUCAUAGUAAAGCCAAUGAAUUUCCCUUAACGUACCCCUAUGCUUACGCCUUGAACUUCUUAACACUCAGAACAUACAAAUUUUUGAUGACAAUAAAUAUAAAAUAUACGUAUAAUUGAAUGAACAUCAUAAUAAUUGGCUUACUUUUAAUUUUUAAAAUGUUGUGUCAUAAUAAUGUUCCACUUGAUGUACAUUUUCGAUUUAAAAUAAAAAUACACAUAGGUAUGUAUCUAUAUAGGUUAUAAAUUUGAUAUAAGUCAAAUAACAAUAAUUGAUAUGUUUUAUUAUUUUAUUAUUAGUCGUCACGUAAAAAAUUCAAGGAGUACUAUGUAAGGUUAUACAUUUAUAAUGUAGGGCCGUAUGGUUCGUUCAUAAUACAAAACACCCGAGUGUUUAGUAGGGCACAACUAGAUUUACUUUUUAUAUUUUCUUAAUGCCCACGAUUAACCAUAUUCUUAAUGUAUCUAUGUUUUUUAUGAUUGUUGAUAUUUUAGUUCAUUGCCAGCGAGCUAUGCUCAGGGUGUUAUUGAUAUUAUGAACCUACACACAAAUAGGUGGGCAAGUGUAAUCAAAAUAAAAUCUCCAUAGUCUUUGUUCACAAACAAGUAUGAGCGAUUAUUACCUACAUCAAUAAAUUAAUUAAAAACGCUACUUAUAUUACAAAAUAAAAUAGAUUUCUUUUUUAAAAAAAAACAAGAAAAAUACCAUCACGUUAUAUAAUAAAAUAAUUUUUAAAAAAAAGCCCGUAUAAAGAUAUGUUAAUAUUAUACUGUAGAGAUUUCACCACGUUAAAUAAAAAUGCAAAGAAGAUUUGUUAAUCGUAUUUGGCCUUGAUACGUCUCAAUAUUAAAUUUUACGUUAUUUCUGGUAAUUCUUCGAGUGAGAUACGUUUAUGUAUAACUGUAUAAGUAAAUACAUUGCAAUAAACAGUAGCAGUUACAAAAUUUUACGGAAUUCUGAAUUAUUUAAAACGAGAAUAAUAUUAUUUGAGGGGCAUUCACUUUUCAGAAUUGUAUAAAUACUAGCUGUUCCACCCGGUUUUGUCUGUAUAAUAAAAUUGUUUUUGUUUUUAUUUCAUCCGGAUCACUAUACGUUGUAUGCUCCCGCCCCAAUAACAGUUAACCCUCGUACCACGUUGAUCGUAUCAAAUUAAAUGCCUAUGAUAAUCCCCUUUCCCCUCCCGGGCAACCACUCCAACACUUUCUUUUUCUCUUCUCACUCUCUCCUGUCCUUCAAUAAAACCCAAUUUACUUAAAAAGUUGAAAGUUGAAUGCAACAGGAAAAUAUUUUUCUGUGUAAGUCAUCCUUUAGGUAAAAAUCUAAUAAACCAAAUUAUGUACAAAUAAUAAUUACUAAUAUUAGUAGGUAAGUGUAUAAAAUAGUAAAAGUACAGUAAAAACUGUUGUAAAAUAUUAUUAUCGCAAUAUUCGGAAUUCGAAAGAAACCGAGACUGCUAGACAGAAAUUCAAAAUCUUGGGAAUCAAGUAAAUUUAAUGCAUUGAUUUACAAAUGUUUCUAUUUUAAUGAAAAUGUAAUGUAUAUAUAUAUAUAUUUUUCGUUUGUUUUGUAUUACUAUAUUAAAACCGUUUUUAAAUUGUUAGGGAUUAUUCCGGAUGCCAUACAAACAGAAUGUGCUAAAUGUAACGAGCAGCAGAAAAAACAGGCAGGCAGAGUUUUGGCUUAUUUACUGAAUAAAAAACCAGAUUUGUUCCAAAUGUUAAUAAAACGAUUCGAUCCAGACGACAUUCAUUUGAGAAAGUAUAUGGCAGACGAAAAUGAAAACGAAGAAGACCGAAAAUUAGUUCCACAAAAGCUUACCAACGACACUAUUGUAAACAACACUUGAAUAAUAAUUAUUGCUAUUGGUCUACAUAGUAAAACUAUUAUUUUAUUCGUGAUGUUUUAUUUUUAUUUUGUAAUGAAUUCGUAAAUAAUGUGUGUUACUUAUGAAUUUAAAAAUAUGUUAUUGAAGAUUUUUUAAAAUGUAACUAUAGUUACUUAUUUUUUUUUUAUGUGUCUUCAUUUUAUAAUUAUGUUUUAUUAUAUUCCCAGUAUUCCUUUAUUGUUGUAACAUGUUGAAUAGUUUAUAUUAUUAUUACAUAGUAAUGUUAAAAUAUAAAAACGAAAAAAUUGCUAUUUGCCUAUAUUUAAUAGGUAUCUAUAUAUUUUUAUUUAAAUUAAUU